UCUUCACAGUCUUUGGAAAGUCUCUCUCAGCCUCCUCUAGGACACACUUUGCUCAACUCUAUAGAGCCUGAUUGCGUGAGCAAGUUUUCCGCGCCACGGCCGCAGCGGACAGAGCCACAGCGAGCGCGCAGCAUGGAGCCCUACACGGUCCCCGGAGCUCAGCUCUCCCUGUCCGACCUCUACUCCGUCAUCCCCUUCAAUGUCACCUUCCCGGACGAGCAGAGCGGCUUGUUGGGCGACGACCGGCUGCAGAACUACACGGAGCGGCAGAGCCCGGCGAGGAGCGCCGGGGGGAUGAUCAUAGCCAUAUCCAUCACGGCGCUCUACUCCGUCAUUUGCGUGGUGGGACUCCUGGGCAACAUCCUCGUCAUGUACGGGGUGGUCAGGUACACCAAGAUGAAGACGGCCACAAACAUCUACAUCUUCAACUUGGCUCUCGCCGAUGCCUUGGCCACCAGCACGCUGCCUUUCCAGAGUGCCAAAUACCUCAUGAACACCUGGCCGUUUGGGGAAGUCCUGUGCAAGCUCAUAAUUGCCAUUGAUUAUUACAACAUGUUCACAAGUAUCUUCACCCUCACCAUGAUGAGCGUGGACCGCUACAUCGCUGUGUGCCACCCCGUCAGGGCGCUGGAGUUUCGUACACCAGUCAAGGCCAAGCUGAUCAACGUGCUCAUCUGGGUGCUGUCGUCAGCAAUUGGGGUUCCCAUUAUCAUCAUGGCUGUGACUAAAGUGGCAGACAAUGGUAAAACCAUGUGCAUGCUGAAGUUCCCUGACCCAGAUUGGUAUUGGGACACAGUGACUAAGAUCUGCGUCUUCAUCUUUGCUUUUGUGGUUCCUGUAAUGGUCAUCACCAUCUGCUACGGCCUGAUGAUCCUUCGUCUGAAGAGCGUUCGUCUGCUUUCAGGCUCCAAAGAGAAAGACCGCAACAUGCGUCGCAUCACCCGCAUGGUGCUGGUGAUUGUGGCUGCCUUUAUCAUCUGCUGGACCCCCAUACACAUCUUCAUCAUUGUGAAGACCAUGGUGGAGAUAGACACCAGGAACCCCCUGGUCAUAGCCAGUUGGCACCUGUGCAUUGCUUUGGGCUACACCAACAGCAGCCUCAACCCUGUCCUCUACGCAUUUUUGGAUGAAAAUUUCAAGCGAUGCUUCAGAGAUUUCUGCCUCCCCUGUCGCACCCGUGUGGAGCAGAACAGUCUGAGCAGAGGCCGCAACACCACCCGGGAGCCUGUGUCCAUCUGUGCUCCAACAGAAGCACGGAAAAAGCCAGCAUGACUAGGCAUGGACUCGGUCCCCCAUAGCUCUCGCUCAAGGAGGAUCCAACAAGAUCUGCAAUCAGAGGAAACUCAGAUCUCCACAACAGAGUUUUGAAAUAUCUCGACAACAGAGUUUUGAAAUAUCUCCACAAGAAAAGCUAUUUAAAAGUAAAUAAAAGCAUCAAAAUACAGAACAGCUAAGAUAAGAUAGUGGAAAAUUUGUUUCACUCAGAUCUUUUUCUAUAAAAGUUCUGAUAACAAGUGGAAUCUUUCUUCACACAGGAAAUGUGAUGCAGUGACAGAAGAUGGAAAGUAAUAACCCGAAGAGUAAAUUGAUGAAACCAGGCUGCAGAAGAGAAAAUCUCCACCUCCAUGAUUUGUCUAUAUCUAUAAGUCCAUGCUUGGAGAUUGCAGGACAUUUUGAUGAUGAAAAACGAGACACAGGUUUCUGUCUUGUCAAGCAACGAAUGCAUCAGAAGAUACAACCCAUCAAAGAGCAUUGUACUGAACCAGACAGGCUCUGUCAAGAUGAAUCUUGUGCAACAGUAUAAAACAAUGGCCUUUUGAAGUCAGACCUUUUCAUUCCUUUUAAGAAACACUUGCCUGUACAUUCAAAGAAGCAAAUCAGAUUUUAGUGAGUACCUUGAAGGAAAGCAACACAUCAGAAAGAAAACUUUACAUCAACACAAAACAAACAAGCCUAAAAAGAUGA
Molecule: messenger RNA, 1965 nt
Organism: Paralichthys olivaceus (Japanese flounder)
Lineage: Eukaryota; Metazoa; Chordata; Actinopteri; Pleuronectiformes; Paralichthyidae
Gene: oprd1a
Product: opioid receptor, delta 1a
Biological process (GO): G protein-coupled opioid receptor signaling pathway; neuropeptide signaling pathway
Cellular component (GO): neuron projection; plasma membrane
Molecular function (GO): neuropeptide binding; G protein-coupled enkephalin receptor activity
Source: RefSeq, a predicted model, not a curated record